Molecule: messenger RNA, 5145 nt
Organism: Pantherophis guttatus
Lineage: Eukaryota; Metazoa; Chordata; Lepidosauria; Squamata; Colubridae
Gene: PKD2L1
Product: polycystin 2 like 1, transient receptor potential cation channel
Biological process (GO): potassium ion transmembrane transport; detection of mechanical stimulus
Cellular component (GO): membrane
Molecular function (GO): sodium channel activity; muscle alpha-actinin binding; calcium ion binding
Source: RefSeq, a predicted model, not a curated record
GAGGGAAAGAGAUCCACCCCUGGGUGUAGCUGGAUUCACUGAAGAAUAGAAGUUAAUAGCUGCUCCCAACAAUGGCCUCCACUCUCUAUUUGUCACCCAGUGGCUGAAUAUAAAAGAGGCCCCAGAGCAAAGUGCCAAGCAGAUGAAUGCUUCUGACUGCUUGAUACCUUGGGGGUCUUCUACAAGAAACCUAUUGCUUGAUUCAGCAUCAUGAGCACUUCUCACCUAAGCAACAGAGCCGAGAGCCAUUUCCAAGCACAAGAAGAACAUGAACUGGAAACUCUGGGGAAGAAAGCAUGGGACAACCCAGCUUACAAUGGAUCCCCUUCCUCGUCCUCCUUGAAAAUCAGAGCCAUCUACAACCCAAAAUCCAUUUUGGAAAAUCCCUACGAGAACAUCGAAAAACUGACUGGCUCCUUAUCCUACCCAAAGGAUAGAAAGGCUACCGAGGAAGCAAGGAAGAAGGAAACCCCCUUCCCAGGAUGCUGCUACUAUGUCUUCAAAGGCAUCCGAGGGCUUUGGGGCACAACCUUGACUGAAAAUACCAGUGAGAAUCGAGAGCUUUAUGUGAAGACUACACUGCGUGAACUUCUGGUCUAUAUUGUAUUCUUAGUGGACAUCUGUUUGUUGACCUAUGGGAUGACGAGUUCAAAUGCCUAUUACUAUACCAAGGUGAUGUCUGAACUCUUUCUGCAGACUCCUUCAGACAGUGGUGUCUCCUUCCAGACCAUUGGAAGCAUGGCUGACUUUUGGCGAUAUACACAAGGACCUUUCCUGGAUAGUUUGUAUUGGACUAAAUGGUAUAACAAUAAAUCUAUGGGCCACAAUGCACAAUCAUAUAUCUAUUACGAGAACUUACUGCUUGGUGUCCCACGGCUACGACAACUCAAGGUCCAGAACAACUCAUGUGUGGUGCAUGACGAUUUCAAAGAAGAUAUUGCUGGUUGUUAUGAUGUCUACAGUGAAGAGAAAGAGAACACAUCACCCUUUGGACUCUUGAAUGGGACAGCGUGGCAAUAUUACACAGAGCAAGAACUCGAUGGCUCUUCCCACUGGGGCAGGUUAACAAGUUAUAGUGGAGGAGGCUAUUAUGUAGACCUCAAAAUAACCCGGGAAGAAAGUGCCGAAACUCUGCAAAUCUUGAAAGAAAAUCUAUGGCUGGAUCGGGGCACCCGUGCUGUUUUUAUGGACUUCUCCGUGUAUAAUGCCAACAUCAACCUGUUCUGUGUGCUCAGGUUGGUGGUGGAAUUCCCGGCCACUGGGGGCGCCAUUCCCUCAUGGCAGAUCCGGACCGUGAAACUCCUCCGGUAUGUCAGCACUUGGGAUUUCUUCAUUGUCUCUUGUGAAAUUGUCUUCUGCAUCUUUAUCUUCUAUUAUGUUGUGGAAGAAAUCUUGGAACUGCACAUUCACAGGCUUCAAUACUUCACCAGCAUCUGGAACAUUUUGGAUAUAGUGGUCAUUUUGCUUUCUAUUUUAGCCAUUGGAUUCCACAUUUUUCGUACCAUUGAAGUCAACAGGUUGAUGGGGCAGCUGCUAAAAAACCCCAACAUCUACGCAGACUUUGAGUUUUUGGCUUUUUGGCAAACCCAGUACAACAACAUGAAUGCUGUGAACUUGUUCUUUGCCUGGAUCAAGAUAUUCAAAUAUAUUAGCUUUAACAAAACAAUGACCCAGUUGUCCUCCACUCUUGCUCGAUGCGCCAAGGACAUCCUGGGUUUUGCCAUCAUGUUCUUCAUUGUCUUUUUUGCCUACGCGCAACUGGGCUAUCUCCUUUUUGGAACCCAAGUGGAAAACUUCAGCACCUUUGUUAAAUGCAUCUUCACACAAUUUCGCAUCAUACUUGGCGAUUUUGACUAUAACGCUAUUGACAAUGCCAACAGAAUCUUGGGACCCAUAUAUUUCGUCACUUACGUCUUCUUCGUCUUCUUUGUGCUAUUGAACAUGUUUCUGGCUAUCAUAAAUGACACCUACUCAGAAGUAAAAGAGGAACUUUCAAACCAGAAGAAUGAACUGCAGCUAUCAGACAUCCUGAAACAGGGCUAUAACCGGACACUGAUGAAGCUGAAGCUGAAAAAAGACCGAAUCUCUGAUGUGCAGAAAGCUUUGCAGAAAGGAACCAAAGAGCUGGAAUAUGAAGACUUUAAGAACAGUUUGAGAGAGCUGGGUCAUGCAGAACAUGAAAUAACAGCAGCCUUUGCAAAAUUUGAUAAAGAUGGUAACCAGAUCCUUGACGAAGAAGAGCAGAAGAGAAUGCGGAAUGAUCUGGAGGAGAAGAAAGUCGCUCUGAAUGAAGAAAUUGAAAAUUUGGGAAAAUCUUUCAAGGACAACACUUUAGACAAUACUCUUGGUUUUGCAGAGGCGAAGAAUAAUCAAGCAAACAAAACCAGCCGAAUUUCUGAGGAAGAAUUCCAAAUACUCCUGCGGCGAGUGCUAAAGUUGGAGACUUCUGUUGGUGGCAUCAUAUCCAAGACAGAAGCCUUGGUAGUUAAAUUGGAAGACCUUGAAAGGAGCAAAAUGAAGAAAAAAGACUGGGUACCUGAGGGAGACCAGGUGAUUCAAGAAAAUCUGGCUCUACAGACUGCCGAACGUGUUGUUGCAGAAGAAAGUGGAUUGGAAGCAGCCCACGUGCAGGAGAAUUAUAUCAGUGUGAACUCUCUGAAUAGGAGUCAGGGGGUCUACCCCCUUCUGUCCAGAUUAGACCUAUUAAACUCUCAAACUCCCAAGACCAUCCAGUUCAAAUCUAACAGGAACUUCUAGCUUAUUCCUAAAUACAUGCAGCAUUAAUUACCCUUGCUUUUUCACUAUAUUUAGACCAGUAAAGUAUUUAAUCAUGUUUUCAUCCAGCCUCUAGAAAUAUCUUUGCUCCUUUUUUUACAAAAAGGAACUUUUGGGGUAGGGACCCCAUUCAUGUCAGAACUGAGUGGGUGACUCAGUUUUAACCUCUUUCUAAACUCUAACUAGUCUUAUUGUUGGGUGAUUAAUACAGAAGGGACAAAGCAGAAGGAUCUUGGCAUAUUUAUCUACAGUAUUUGGCCCAGCAGUGAAAUCCGGCCAGACCUAUCUGGCUCGCGCGAGGUGGUAGGGCCGGCGGCAGGAGGCUCCGCCCACCCGCUGGGACGUCAUUGUGUCCUGUUUUUGACCCUCUGCACAUGCAGAGAAGGCUCUGCGCAUGCGCAGAAGAGGCGUGUGUGAGUGCAGCGAGCGGGCGCGCACGCUCACAUUUCCAAUCCGGUAGUGAAGAUAAGUGCAUUUCACCGCUGAUUUGGCCAUAUACGAACAAAUGAAAUUAAAAAGGAAACAUUUUCUCUGUUUUAAAAUUUGUAUUCCAUUGAUUUUAAAUCACCAAUUGGACUCAAAUUUUGCAUUAGGUUUUAAAGGUUUCAUAGUAAUCCCUGUAUUUGGCAUUGUCAGAAUUUGCAGGAAUUUUUCUGCACAGGUUUCACUUCUUGUAGGAAAACCCAGUCCAUAUUAGAAAUUGUAAUUAGCUGGUAUAUUAUUGUUACACCAAUAGUGCUAGGAUUCAAAUAUUCAAGUGACAAUUCUGAAACCUGGCUAAAGAUCUGCAUGAUGAUUAGCAAAUUUAAAUGGUCCAAUUUAUACAUAAGAAAGUAAUAUAUUAUACAUAUUAUUAUUAUAUUAUUAUAGUAUAAUAUAUAUGUGUACUAUAUAUUAUUUGCUGAUAAUAUAGUCAGUAGAUUUUGACCAUGGUAAAAUGUCAACAUUCCUGCAGUAUAAUAAAUAUAAGGAUGGGUAUGUAUCAUAGACACUAAAAAUUAAAAAAAAGUCAGUCAGUAGGUAAGGAUAAUAUGCACAACCAUUAACAAAACAUGUUGCCUUCUGUGGCUGAAGAUUCCUGGCAGUUAUUCAGAUGACAAAGUACAUGCAGCUAUUAUUUUCACACGGUGUACACAAGGAUUGCAAUCCACUGCCUUAGAUGCAUUCUUGAUUAUUAAAUCACUUCUCCGUGUCUAGUUAUCUUAUAAAUGUCCUGAAAUAGAAGUGCAAGUAUUUUUUAAUGUCCAGGCAAUGCAUCAAUCCAUUAUAUGCUAGGCAUUGUUAAUCUUUAACCUGCCGUCUUUGGCAGAUUUCAGAAGCAAAGCAAGGCUAGACCAGGGGUAUCAAACCCAAGGCCCGUGGGCCACAUCCGGCCCGCAGGGUGCUUAGAUCUGGCCCACCGGCCCACCCUGGAAACAGCAGACUGGCCCGUGGUGUCUCUGCCAGUGAAAACAGAGCUUGAGAGGGCUACACGUGGCUCUCCCGUGUUCCAUUUUCGGCCGUGACAGCCUCCUGCAGCUGUCAGCCAGUGAAAACAGAGCUUGGGAGGGCCACACGUGGCCAAAAAUGGAGCCUCAAUGAAUGAUGUCAAGCUGGCCAUGCCCCCCCCCCCGAGGUCAAACACAACCCUGAUGCAGUCCUGAACGAAAUUGAGUUUGACACCCCUGGGCUAAGUUAGUGCUUGGUUAACCUGGAAUUCUAGAAUGUGGGCUAGACUAGGCAACUGAAAGAGCACCCAAGAAAAAGCACUUCCAUGCAUUGUAUAGAUUUGCUAUUUGUCCUGACCUAGUGAAGCCCCAUUUAGUCCUGCUUGGAUAGAUCCUUUGUCAUUUAUGUAAACUGAUAUGACAAACCCUACGGCAUUUAGUAAAGGAACUAGAUUCAAUAAUGCCACAUUAUUCCAUCUCUGCUAUACCGUAGUAGUUCUUGUUGACCAAGAUAGUCUCCUCAAGCCAGCGAAGCAGUAAUUCUGAAGAACCUUUUCCUGUGUGACUAUUGUUGGUUGGUACAAUCGUCUGCGUUUUCGUUGUGACUUCUUGUAUUAGUGCAGCAAUAUUGUGCUUCUACUGAUAAUGUAUCAUGUACCUUGAAAAAAUGGAAACAUUUUUCAGGGAAGAACAUUGUUUUGUACUUUUUCUCUUCACACAAGGGAAGAAAACUCAAAAGAUUAGGGAGCCUGUGGGUGUUACUAAAGGUCACGAUCUUGGCGGGAGGAUGAAUGCACUAGUUUUGCAGACAACUCAUCCAUCACUUCCAUUUUCUUGUGUGAGAACUUUUCUUGUUCAGACAAUGAGGGAGAUAGCUACUACAGAAUAGGUUUACUGUACAUACUGUACUUUCUGCUUUAUUAAAUAAAUAAGGUAACAAUGA